Messenger RNA from Moneuplotes crassus, 729 nucleotides. NCBI's taxonomy places the organism in Eukaryota, Ciliophora, Spirotrichea, Euplotida, Euplotidae. The record is from the annotation of a GenBank genome assembly.
AUGAACAACCUGAACACCCAAAGCCUGAAUUUAAUAUUAUUCAUCAUAUUUUUUAUUUCUGAAGUUGGCUUAUGGAGUGAAUUUUUUAACCAGUUUAAUUAAGCAAUCCUCCUUAAAAUCUCUUACCAGAUCUAACGAUAAGACCAUAAAAAUCAGGAUUAUCAAUUCUCCAGCCAAUGUAUGACGCCCUUUCUCCCAGGGUUUACGAAGUAAACAUAAACAUAACGUUCAAGGUGUCCCACAGCUAACGAUAGCUUUCCCUCUUGUGGUUUGCCUUAUUUGCAAAGAUUAUUGUUUAAGUCUAGGCACCUUGGUGAAAGUUCAGAUCUCUGGGUUAUUUCUAAGUUCGAUUGCGAUAAUCAAAAUUAUUUUCUCAUUCAAACCAAUUACUGUGAACGACCCAGUACUGUUGCUCGUUAGACUCUAGCUAUAUUUUGGUCCUCAGUCCUCUCAGAGCAUUUGGUUGAGCACAAAUUGCUAAAUUUAAAAGUAGGGAUUAUUUACUUCUUUUAAGAUGAAAGAUGGGUCUAGGAUCCUCGCCAAGGCUCUUAGAUGCACAGGAAAAUAUUGACCCUGUAAUUUAGCCUCUAAACUUAUCAAUUAGAGACUUCUUAAAAAACACGAAUCUUUGGUACGAGUUAAAAAGUUCCUCCAGGCUUAGAUGCAAAAUCAGGUCGCUUUAACCAAGUAGAAGUGUGCAAGUUUUUCAAUAAUUUUUGCUGAAGUUCA